AUGCUUUAUUAACUUUGUUAGAUUGUUAAAUCGCCUUCUUUUGCCUAUCUAUAGGUUAGUUAAUUGAAGACUUUGUUUCUUAUUUACUUUACUCUGGUCUUAUCUUUUAUUCAAAUAGGCUCAAAUAUUUUCAGUAUCGAAAAAAAUGCUACUCGAGAAUAAAAAAGCGUAUUCUAUAAAAUUGCAAGCCAAAAGAAUAAUUCAAUAUUUAGCUUUUUAUUUAAAUUUUUUUUGUAAGCUACUUUUUUGUAAGUCUUUUUUUUUGAUUAAAUAUUGAUUAUACACUAGCAACUGCAUUGUUUGAUUUUUAAAGCAGGAUUAAAUCAAUUCUUUACUUUAAAUUAACUUUCUCUUUUAUUUUUUGGUAUACAAGUUAUUGCAUGUGUAGUGAGUAUUAAUGUUACAGAAAUCAAAUGA
This is a messenger RNA of Tetrahymena thermophila SB210, 417 nucleotides long. Its product is annotated as transmembrane protein, putative. The transcript has a single exon. Lineage: Eukaryota; Ciliophora; Oligohymenophorea; Hymenostomatida; Tetrahymenidae. The record is from RefSeq and is a predicted model, not a curated record.